GACCGGACGAUGAGCCUGACCCCGACGUCCCGCUCCCCACGGCCCAGCCGAGCUGCACCCCCCGCCAGCCCUCCGACCCUAUACGGGAUAAAUAUAACCCCCUUCAGUUAAGAUGGACCUUUCUGUAACAGCUGAAGCCAAUCGUGGCUUUCCGAAAUUCUCUACGGGGUUAUUCUUCGGAAGAAAAUAAGUCAUGAACUCCCUGGAGGUGGCGCUAUUUGUUCAUUGCCUCUUGUGCCCCCAGGUGUCUCCAGUCCUGGAGCUGAACGUGGGGGGCGAGUUCUACACCACUACCGUGGGCACCCUAAGAAAACUCCCGGGCUCAAAGCUGGCAGAUAUGUUCUCUAGCUCAGCCAAGGCCUGCACUGAUGCGGAGGGCCGCUUCUUCAUCGACCGCCCGGGCACCUAUUUCGGAGCCAUCCUGGACUACCUGCGCAGCGGGCAGCUGCCCAAGCAGCACAUUCCGGAGGUGUACCGUGAGGCUCAGUUCUACGAAAUCAAGCCUUUAGUCAAAAUCCUAGAGGACAUGCCGCAGAUCUUUGGUGAGCAGGUGGCUCGGAAGCAAUUCUUGCUUCGGGUGCCAGGUUACAGUGAGAACCUGGAGCUCAUGGUGCGCCUGGCGCGCGCGGAGGCCGUGGCAGCGCGCUGCUCCAACGUGCUGGUGUGUGCCGUGCGCACAGAGGAGGAUGCAGCGCACUGCGCAGAAUCAUUGCGUGUCCUGGAGGCGGACAAGAGGUUGGUCGUCAAAUUCGGACCUUGGAAGGCAGCUCCGGCCAUCAGGGACCUUCUGGACUCAGUGCGGAUGGACAUUGAGGCGCAGGGGUACCAGGUGGCAUAUGAGCACUGCUCCAAGAAGACAUUCCAGCCUAAGUCUGGGGCCUACGAAUACUUCUAUACGUUCCAGUUCACCUGGUGGUGAUUCUCAGGGUCAGGGGUUGUUUGUUAUGGGUUCUGGUGGGACUUAUGAAAGUAAAAGUUGCCUUCAAAAGUCAUGUUACUUUAACUUCAAAAAUAAACAUGAAACAACUUCCA
This is a messenger RNA of Phyllostomus discolor (pale spear-nosed bat), 1032 nucleotides long. It is a transcript of the gene KCTD14, whose product is annotated as potassium channel tetramerization domain containing 14. Gene Ontology annotation, molecular function: protein binding. Gene Ontology annotation, biological process: protein homooligomerization. Bases 194 to 919 code for a protein of 241 amino acids. The transcript is spliced from 2 exons. Lineage: Eukaryota; Metazoa; Chordata; Mammalia; Chiroptera; Phyllostomidae. The record is from RefSeq and is a predicted model, not a curated record.